Paracoccidioides brasiliensis Pb18 is the source of this 264-nucleotide messenger RNA. RefSeq lists its product as uncharacterized. The record is from RefSeq and is a predicted model, not a curated record. Bases 1 to 264 code for a protein of 87 amino acids. The transcript has a single exon.
AUGAAAGCUGGCGAAGGCCAAUUUGACAUAUUUCACAUUCACAGUGUCAUUCUCGUCGCCAUCCCGUGGCGGGGGUGGCUAGAGGGUGUGGAGAACUGCAAGUCCAUAUUUAGCAAAUCUGUGGAUACUUUGCGGGCGAGUUUUGGAAGUGGGACGUUACCAGGAAGGCAAAGGGACAGUUUACGCAGCAAUUCGUUGGAUCUUGAGGCUUCUGAAAGCGCAAUGCGGCGGGUACCAACAAUGGAAGCUGUUUCGUCCUUUUGA